This is a messenger RNA of Argentina anserina (silverweed cinquefoil), 1071 nucleotides long. Its product is annotated as 40S ribosomal protein S4-3-like. The record is from RefSeq and is a predicted model, not a curated record. The transcript is spliced from 5 exons. Gene Ontology annotation, biological process: translation. The coding region runs from base 122 to 916 and encodes 264 amino acids. Lineage: Eukaryota; Viridiplantae; Streptophyta; Magnoliopsida; Rosales; Rosaceae. Gene Ontology annotation, cellular component: ribosome; cytosolic small ribosomal subunit. Gene Ontology annotation, molecular function: RNA binding; structural constituent of ribosome.
AGGGUGGGGGGUAUUUAUAGCUGCGACUCCAUCGCACUUUGAAACUAGAGAGAGUGAGCCGCUUCGAAACCCUAAGCAGCAGAAGAAGGAUCAGCCGCCGGCGGGAGAUCAAGCUUAGACAAUGGCGCGAGGAUUGAAGAAGCAUUUGAAGAGGCUCAAUGCCCCCAAGCAUUGGAUGCUUGACAAAUUGGGUGGUGCUUUUGCCCCCAAGCCCUCAUCCGGACCUCACAAGUCCAGGGAGUGUCUUCCAUUGAUUAUUAUCUUGCGAAACCGGUUGAAGUAUGCUUUGACUUACCGUGAAGUCAUUGCCAUCUUGAUGCAACGUCAUGUAAUGGUUGAUGGGAAAGUUAGGACUGACAAGACUUAUCCCGCUGGUUUCAUGGAUGUUGUUUCAAUCCCCAAGACGAAUGAGAAUUUCCGUCUUCUUUAUGACACCAAAGGACGAUUCCGUCUGCAUUCAAUCAGAGAUGAAGAGGCCAAGUUCAAACUCUGCAAGGUCCGGUCUGUGCAGUUUGGCCAGAAGAAUAUCCCUUACAUUAAUACCUUUGAUGGGAGAACAAUCCGUUACCCUGACCCUCUCAUUAAGGCCAAUGAUACCAUCAAGCUGGACUUGGAGACCAACAAGAUUGUUGACUUUAUCAAGUUCGAUGUUGGUAAUGUUGUCAUGGUGACAGGUGGUAGGAACAGAGGGCGAGUUGGAGUUAUCAAGAACAGAGAGAAGCAUAAGGGAAGCUUUGAGACUAUCCAUGUUCAGGAUUCCACUGGGCAUGAAUUUGCGACCCGUUUGGGAAAUGUGUUUACAAUUGGUAAGGGCACCAAGCCUUGGGUAAGCCUUCCUAAGGGUAAGGGUAUUAAGCUUACCAUCAUUGAGGAAGCCAAGAAGAGGCAAGCAGCCCAAGCCACAGCUGCAGCUUAGAUGAUUUUGGUGAGAACAAUUUAAGCUUAUCUGAAACUCUUGUAACUUAUAUUAGCUUGGGAGUUUAUGUGGCAAAUUUUGUCUCUCUUUUUUCUGUCAUUUGCUUUGCUACAGAUGAUUUAAGUUUUAUGUUAUUUUGAAGUACAUUUCUGCUU